This is a messenger RNA of Lecanosticta acicola, 1325 nucleotides long. The record is from the annotation of a GenBank genome assembly. NCBI's taxonomy places the organism in Eukaryota, Fungi, Ascomycota, Dothideomycetes, Mycosphaerellales, Mycosphaerellaceae.
AUGGGCUACCCAGAUACCGCCGAGGGCUUCAUGAUCGAAGACCAGAAGAAAUGGCAGGACUUCAAGAAGCAGGAAUUCAAGCUCAAGCCAUUCGAGGACCGCGACAUCGAUAUCGCCGUUGAGUGCUGUGGUGUCUGUGGAUCGGAUGUACACACCAUCAACGGUGGGCCAACAUCCCCCACUCACCAGGUCGAGGCAAAUCUUGGCUGACAGUUGGAUGCAGGCGGCUGGGGUGACUGCCCACUACCAAUCUGCGUUGGCCACGAGAUCGUCGGCAAGGCUAUCAAGGUGGGCAAGGACGUGAAGACGGUCAAGGUCGGCGACCGCGUCGGUGUAGGAGCUCAGAUCCAAGCCGACUUGACUUGGUGAGACUUGGAAACCACAGAGCGACUGCAUGGCAUUGGCGGCUGAUGUGUCGAAGCAACAACUGCAAGGCAGACCAGGAGAACUACUGCCCCAACAUGGUCGACACAUACGGCGCUCCUUACAAGGACGGCACGAUCGCCCAGGGAGGCUUCUCCUCCCACGUUCGUGCUCACGAGUACUUCACCUUCAAGAUCCCUGACAACAUCGAGAGCGAGGUCGCAGCACCCAUGCUCUGCGCUGGCCUGACUGUGUACAGCCCUCUCGUGAGAUUGGGCGCCGGUCCGGGCAAGAAGGUGGCCAUCGUAGGACUGUGAGUGCAACGUCCUCUGGCGCUGCCAAAAAAAAACACACAUACUCAUUCAUGUUCUAGUGGAGGUCUUGGCCACUUCGCCGUCUUAUGGGCAGUCGCGCUCGGUGCCGAAGUCUACGUCCUCUCCCACAGCCCGAGCAAGAAGGAGGACGCUCUCAAGAUGGGCGCCAAGGAGUUCAUCGUGACCGGCGAGCAGGGCUGGCACGAGAAGUACCCCUUCACCUUCGACUUCAUCCUCAACACCGCCGACGCGAUCCACAAGUUCAACAUGAAGGAGUACUUUGGCACUCUCAAAGUCAUGGGCCGCUUCCACCAAGUCGGAUUCGGUGAUCAUCCGCUUCCCGUAAGCUUCUAACAUCAGCGCCUUGGAAAUGAGAUCGUCGCUAAUGGUUCUUCUCUCCCGCAGACGAUGAUGGCACAGGACUUCGCCCCGACCGGCUGCUAUUUCGGUGCCUCGCACAUCGGCAACCGCCCCGAAAUGCUCGCCAUGCUCGACCUGGCCAGCAAGCAGAACAUCAAGUCGUGGAUCCAGACCACCGACGUCGGCGAGAAGGGCUGUGCCGAGGCCGUGGACGCCGUGGCGAACAACAAGGUCCGGUACCGAUAUGUCCUGACCAACUACGAAAAGGCCUUUGGCAAGCGCGAUUAA